GCACAGGCGGCUAAUACUUGGUUUCUUUAAGAGAGCAGCAAAAAUUUGACAUUGGCAUGACAGAAAAAGGCAUGUACCCGCAAAAAAAAUGUUGCGUAAUAGUGAAGAGUGCUUUAGUCAGAGCAGACGUCUGUCUGUGUGACGCUCAGGCUGAAAGUUCGCUGAAGUUGGUGUAUGAAGUUUGAAGGAUCAACAAAUCUUAACAGCUCUGAAACUGUUCAGAAAAGGUGCUUGAACAACAAAAUCCAGUGUCAUUAUUCUGAAUCUCACAGACAUGGACCCUCAGGUGCCCAAAGACAAAUAUAAUGGCGUGUGGUGGAUUUUCUUCAUGCUGGGGUUGGGAACGCUGCUGCCGUGGAAUUUCUUCAUGACAGCCACCGUGUAUUUCACCAGUCGCCUCGCAGACCCUUUAAAUGAAGCAAACUUCUCAGCCAACGCGACUGAAGAAGCCACACGCAGCGUCUUACAGGCCAAGUUUAAUAAUGUGAUGACGCUGUGUGCUAUGGUUCCUCUGCUGGUGUUCACCUGCCUCAACUCGGCCCUUCACCAGAGAAUUCCUCAGAAGAUCAGGAUCGCAGGGAGUCUGGCGGCCAUUCUGCUGGUGUUUUUGCUGACUGCCAUCCUGGUGAAAGUAGACUUGGAGCCGCUGCCGUUCUUCAUCAUCACCAUGAUUAAAAUCAUCUGCAUCAACUCGUUCGGAGCCGUCCUGCAGGGAAGUCUCUUUGGAAUGGCCGGCCUUCUUCCAGCUUCCUACACGACACCCAUCAUGAGCGGACAAGGCCUCGCAGGAACCUUCGCUGCGUUCGCCAUGAUCUGUGCCAUCGCCAGUGGUUCUGCUUUACAGGACAGCGCGUUUGGAUACUUCAUCACAGCAUGUGUCGUUAUCGCCCUCGCAAUCGCAUCGUACAUCGCCCUUCCUAAACUGGCGUUUUUCCAGUACUAUCAGGAGAGUCAGCAGAACAAGCCAGCUGAGGAUGAAGAGAACAAGAUGAAUCUGCUGAAGAAAGAUCAGCGGCAGCAGAGCGCCGGAGAUGACGACAAACAAACACCUUCCAUGCUGGCCAUCUUUAAGAAGAUCUGGGUCAUGGCUCUCUCUGUGUGUUUCGCCUUCACGAUCACCAUCGGCACAUUUCCGGCGGUCACUGUGGAUGUGAAAUCAACCAUCGCUGAUGGAGGAGCGUGGGAGAUGUACUUCAUCCCUGUGUCUUGUUUCCUGUUCUUCAAUGUGUUUGACUGGGCCGGCCGCAGUCUGACCGCAGUGUGUAUGUGGCCUGGUAAAGACAGUAAGCUGCUGCCGGCUCUGAUAGUGGCGCGUGUGAUAUUCGUCCCUCUCUUCAUGCUCUGUAACGUCCAGCCUCGCUCCAAUCUGCCCGUCUACUUCUUACACGAUGGCUGGUUCAUCGCCUUCAUGAUCCUCUUCGCCUUUUCCAACGGAUAUCUGGCCAGUCUGUGCAUGUGCUUCGGACCCAAGUGAGUAGAGGACACAUCCA
This is a messenger RNA of Megalobrama amblycephala (Wuchang bream), 1490 nucleotides long. RefSeq names its product solute carrier family 29 member 1b (gene slc29a1b). Gene Ontology annotation, cellular component: plasma membrane. NCBI's taxonomy places the organism in Eukaryota, Metazoa, Chordata, Actinopteri, Cypriniformes, Xenocyprididae. Gene Ontology annotation, biological process: nucleoside transmembrane transport; uridine transmembrane transport. The coding region runs from base 275 to 1474 and encodes 399 amino acids. The transcript is spliced from 12 exons. Gene Ontology annotation, molecular function: nucleoside transmembrane transporter activity. The record is from RefSeq and is a predicted model, not a curated record.